This is a messenger RNA of Coffea eugenioides, 1044 nucleotides long. Its product is annotated as transmembrane protein 208 homolog. Lineage: Eukaryota; Viridiplantae; Streptophyta; Magnoliopsida; Gentianales; Rubiaceae. The transcript is spliced from 5 exons. Gene Ontology annotation, biological process: vacuolar protein processing. The coding region runs from base 240 to 761 and encodes 173 amino acids. Gene Ontology annotation, cellular component: intracellular membrane-bounded organelle. The record is from RefSeq and is a predicted model, not a curated record.
UUCGCCCUUGACUGGUUUACAAUUUUUACGCGCAAAGAAAUUUAAUGGAAAAGAACCAAGUCAAGUCAAAAGCCGAACCGGGUAUCUGGAAGCUAGCUGAGAAAAGUUAUAGGAGUAACUUAAACGCUCCGCAUAGCCGCCGGUGACCUGCUUGUCUCUCAUCAGUCAUCACUCCAUCUAUCACCGGUCAACCGCUUCCGCUAAACGACAUCGUUUGGCAGCUAAACCUUCCGACCCCGAUGGCAAAUCAAGGAGCCAAGAAGCGAAAAGAAGAAAAUGCUCGUCACAUGAAGAAUCUCCUCUACGUCAUCAUCAUCUCCAAUGUUGUAUAUUUAGUGAUUAGGGCAGGGUUUAUGUACUCGACGUUUAAGUGGAAGCACGCUGGAGGGCUGUUGUUGACGGCGUUUGCUUACAUCAUACCCUACCAGCAACUCUACGCCAUGUCUAUGCCGUCGUAUGGUGAAGACGGGGAGCUUAUUGACGGCGGAUUUGAUAUGUCUACUGGUGGAAUUUGUGGAUAUUUGCAUGAUGUAAUCUAUAUUACAAGCUUUGUUCAACUCGCUUCUAUCUUCUCGGAGAAGUUUUGGUAUAUAUAUUUGGUGAUACCAGCAUUUGCAGCAUACAAGCUCUUUGGUCUUGUCAAAGGAUUUUUACCCUCUGGUUCAGAGGGACCUGAAGAGGAUGAAAAGACGCGCAGGAAAAGAGAGAAGAUGGAGAAAAGGGCUUCAAGAGGAAAAUUUGUCAAAACUAGGGCACGAUAAUCUAGACUGAGAUGGGAUGUGUGGCUAUUAACCGAAGUUUAUGUUUCAAGACUUAUAAACCAAAAUUUCCAUCUCUUGUCAUGCUGAGAUCUCACGGAUCAACGUUUUCUGUUUAAGAGAUGGGAAUGUUUUGUAUCUUGGGAGGAUGGUUCGACACUCUUUUGGUGCUUUUGCUGUAAAAAGAUAGAAGGCUGAUCAGGGUUUGAAAAAAAAUAAACCCCAUUUCUCGGUCCUAUUACUGCAGAAAUUAUAAAUAAGAGAUUUAAGAUACUUUUCUAAAAAA